This is a messenger RNA of Tachysurus vachellii, 2606 nucleotides long. RefSeq names its product DENN domain-containing protein 2D-like. The coding region runs from base 728 to 2134 and encodes 468 amino acids. NCBI's taxonomy places the organism in Eukaryota, Metazoa, Chordata, Actinopteri, Siluriformes, Bagridae. The record is from RefSeq and is a predicted model, not a curated record. The transcript is spliced from 13 exons. Gene Ontology annotation, cellular component: cytosol; nucleoplasm.
CUGAGGACUGACGGCACGCGCGCUCACCUGAAGCAGACGGAGAGGUUAGAAAACACAGCACGAGAAAGAAGUAUCAGCACAACAAAACUCGAUGGCUUCAUGCAGCAGAACAGAAGUGGUCACUGUGGUGGAAAAGCAUCACUGAUCAGGAGAAGUUGGAUAUCAGUGAACGGCUGGUCAACUACAAGGGAAACUAAAAGAUGUUCUAACCCCAGCUAAAGUAUGAGCAGUAAGAUGCUCCACAGACCCCAGGAUUUCCCUUUACCUUGAGUUUACAGAUGGUGAUUAAUUCUAAAAGCAGCUCUGACAGUAGGGCAGCUUCACAUCACAGCUUUAUAUGAACACACUCACUGUGAUACCUUCUUGUUUCCAUAGUAACAACAUGGACAUUCACAACACACUCUACGGAUAAUUAAAUAAAUUGUUUGUUGACAUUUUGUUUUUUGUGACAUGUGAAAGGAGUCUCUAGUGUCAGCGCCGUGAAACAGUCAGAGGGUAAAACUGGAACUGUAGGUUUUUCUACAUCUUCAGGACACACACACACACACCAUUGUUUUCCUUUCCACUCUUUGUUUCACUUUCAUUUAAACCACAUUAUACCUGUUUCCUGAUGGAGAGCAGAAAAAAAGCCCCUCAGUUAUUAUUCCUGUAAAAAGGAAAUAUGAAUGAACUUUAUAUUUCCUGAGCAGUUCCAGUAAGAGUAUUUGAGAUUGUGCCUGAUGUUUGAAUGAUGAAGAAGAUCUACUCAAUGUUCUCCUCUCUCCAGGACAAACUGCACAGAGACAAAGGUGAAAAGAAAGCGUUGACCCCUGCUGUUGAUGCUCCGCCACCUUUUGAGUGCACACACACACUUGGGCGGCCACCAUUUUUUGAGUACCUGGUGGUGGUGAGUGUGAGAAAGAGGAGCAGUGGGGAUGAAGGCUAUGAGCCACAGAUCAUAUAUCAGUUCCCUAAAGCCAUCAGCCAAUCACAGCGUGAGAAGGAGGAGCUCUGUCUCAAGGCCAUCACACUCUUCUGCUUCCCUGAGGGGGUCAGCUGGGCCCCACUGACUGAGUACCACAGUGAGACAUUCUCAUUCGUCUUGACUGAGAUGGAUGGUAGCAGGAGGAACGGUUACUGCAGGAGACUGCUGCCGUUAGGUAAAGGAGCACGCCCCCCAGAGGCCUACUGCAUCAUCAGUACCCUUGCCUGCUUCAGCCUCUUCUCUAAGAUCUUUGACGAGGUUGAGAAGAGGCGUCAGAUCUCCAUGGCGAUGAUUUAUCCAUUCAUGCAGAGUCUCAGAGAAACACCGUUUCCUGCUCCGGGACAAACCGCCACAAUCAAGAGCUUCAUCCCUGAGUCGGGAACAGAGAUGAUCCGUCUGACUCGUCCAGUGGAUUCCUGGUUGGAACACGUCGAAUUUCGCUCGUUGUUUCACUGUUUAUCAGAUGAGGAGGUUCUGCAAGUUUUUGCUGCCACUUUGCUGGAACGACGAAUCAUCUUCAUCGCUGAGGAGCUCGGCACUCUCUCUCAGGUGUUACAUGCUGUUGCUGCUCUACUCUUCCCCUUCAUCUGGCAGCACACGUUCAUCUCCAUUGUUCCUAAAGUUCUCCUGGAUGUGUAUUUAGCACCAACGCCGUAUCUCCUUGGCAUCCAGAGGAACCUGCUGCAUCUUCUCUCUGAGCACACUGAUCUGCUUAUUGUUGACCUGACCAGCCAAUCAGAGAGCAAGUUUAUCACCAGAAUCGGAGAUGAGGACACGCUGAUCCCCAGCAGACUGAAAGAGGAGCUGCUACAGGAUCUCUGCAGACGGAAACACAACCCUACUGCAGAGGAGAUGAACAGCGUGGUGUCUGAAGCCUUCAUCAGCUUUUUCGUGAAAACUGUUGGACAUUUUGCAGAUCAUAUCAAGCAUCAGGGAGGAAACAAACAGUUGAGAACAUUCCAGAAAAAGAGCUUCCUCAAAGCUGUGGAGUCCAAGGAGAACCGGAACUUUGUCAGACAAUUCAUUCAGACACAGAUGUUCGACUUGUUCAUCCAAGAGGAGGAGAAACACGACAACCACGAAGGAUUUUUCCAUAAGAAAAUUUUGGAAUUUCAGCAGAGAAGAAAGGAGCGUCUGAGGAAUGGAGGAGCGAAGGGGCUUGUCGUAUGAAACAGAGUGUGUGUGUGUGUGUGUGUUUAUUAAUGCACAAACCAGUAAACAAGGCUUUAAACAGUAUAAAAAGAGUUUAUUUGUCUUUAUGUUUUAAAAACAUACAAUAUUGACUGUGUGUUUCAUAGCUGCUUGUUGCUGAACUUGACUGAAAAUAAAAGGUGGUGUAAAAUAAAGGCAGUGACAGUGAUGUGAUCCACAGAGACUGAGUGUGAUUAGCAGCAGUAAGAGUCCACAGUCAAGCUGCUAGUCACCAUAAACAACACAACAUCAAAUCAACACUGAAAAGUUCUGAAAAGACCUGAAGACUGAACCUUGUGCUUUUCAUGUUUUCACUUUGCAGCUUGUACCUCUGACUUUUUUUUAACUGAAAAUAAACAGCAGAGAAAUGCUAAUGUGACUAAUAAGUGAAAUGUUAAACUAAUUACUAUAAAAUCUCGUUUUACUAAUAAAAAGAUUUUUUCCAGAUUAA